Sorghum bicolor (sorghum) is the source of this 4641-nucleotide messenger RNA. RefSeq lists its product as uncharacterized. The coding region runs from base 935 to 4189 and encodes 1084 amino acids. NCBI's taxonomy places the organism in Eukaryota, Viridiplantae, Streptophyta, Magnoliopsida, Poales, Poaceae. The transcript has 9 exons. The record is from RefSeq and is a predicted model, not a curated record. Gene Ontology annotation, molecular function: protein kinase activity; protein binding; ATP binding. Gene Ontology annotation, cellular component: cytoplasm. Gene Ontology annotation, biological process: protein phosphorylation; signal transduction.
ACAGAAAAAUAAGAGGCAAGUGCAAAACGCGGCGGCAAGAAGCAAGCACAGCAGCGGCGACCUGGCACGCCGUUCGCCACCGCCCUUAAUUUGGCAAAUCAUAACGUAAUUGUCAAACGGGGUCUGCCCUUUUUCUGUGGCUGCAAUCAAAUCCCCUGGUCGGAGGCCAUGAGUGCCUUUUAGCGGAGGAAACCACCCGUCGCUGCGUUGUUUGGUGGCUUCGAUCACUGCACCGCCCACAGCUUCGUCCCCGUCGUCGCCGUCCGCCCCCACCACCGCCACCACCCACCGGAAGAAAAGAGAGGUUAAGAAAAAACACAGAAAAGGAGAAAAUUUGACGAGGAGCGCGGCAUCGUCGCCGCGGUUUGAGAGGGCGAGGUGCCGCCAGCGCCUUCCGCCGGUAGGACUCGCGCGCACCCGUGCCCCGCGCGUAGCCGCCGGAGCUCGCCGGCGUUGGCGGCCGCCGCAGUGGGCGGAUCACGCCGGUGUGGCCGGCUCGGGGUCGAGUUCUUCCCGUUUCCCCUGGGACCAGGGGAGGGUAUACAAUGUGUGCUCUUGAUGAUUUGUCACAGCGAUCCCCUUCUCUUGGUUAUUAGCGAAAGCCGACGUUGCAGGGGACUACAUCACAAGCAGCAACUCGCUGGUUGUCUCUCAGGAGACGAAUCAUUCAGAACUGGGACAGUUACAAUUUGAUAAAAUUGUCAUUACAGAGUCAAGGGAAUGCGCAUUGUCCGUGUCUCGCCUUCAAGCCUUUGCUCCUGCUCAGGGAAAAGCCUUUUGCACAGCAAUCCUUCCUUUUUGUUCUGUGAUGAAUGAAUAACCAGGUUGUCUAUUAAGAAUUUAAGAUCUGACCAAAGUUCUAGUUCUGAGUAGGUUUGACUCUGAGAACCUUUCGGAUGUCUCAACUACAGUUUUGCCACUGAAAGGUGCUGCUAUGGAUCCUACAAAUUUGUUGCAUCUGAGGACUGUCCCAUCUGAGAAUGGACUCAAACCGGUUGAAAAUUCAAGCGACAAUCUACAGGAUAUGGCUUGUGAGAGCCCCCUUGCUGGAAAAAUCAAGUUCAUGUGCAGCUUUGGUGGGAAAAUCUUGCCUAGGCCAAGUGAUGGGAAGCUCAGGUAUGUCGGUGGGGAGACACGUCUCAUCUCGAUAACUAGGAACUUCUCGUGGAAUGAACUAGUGCAGAAAACUCUCACAAUCUACAGUCAGCCUCAUAUCAUCAAGUAUCAACUUCCUGAUGAGGAUCUGGACGCACUCAUUUCUCUUUCGUGUGAUGAGGAUUUCCAGAAUAUGAUGGAAGAAUACUGCAGUCUUGAAAAGGCCAAUGGCUCCAUUAGACUAAGGAUAUUUCUUGUCUCCCUCAAUGAAUGUGAAGAUUUGCCAUUGGACACAAAGAGCUUGGAGAGUGAACCAGAGUAUCAUUUUGUUGUUGCUGUGAACAAUCUUGCACAUUUGAGCCGGAGCAUUAGUGGCAACAAUUUAAUGAGCCAAUCGAACCAUCAAUUGGAUCCUUCUCCAAACCCCUUUAGAGACUCACCUGUCUGCCAAAUCAAUACAGAAGUUGGAGCCAAAGAUUCUAUUGGAGCAACUCCUAAUGAUCCUUCCUCUCAGUUUUUCCUUGCUCCAUACACACAACAAUUGGUGGCCGAGUCGUCAACAACUUCAUCCCCAAGUUUAGGUCAGCAGAGGACCAUGAAACAGUCUAGGAUGCAACCCCCUGCAGAUGAAUUGACAACAAAUCAAGAACAUGUGAAUAGAAGUGAAAUCUGCAAUGGCCCAAAUUUGAAUACCAUGCUUCCCGACCAUCUAGAUAAGAAGCAAAAUGAUACAAACAAGGGUAUUGGAACUGGAUCUCCCAUGCAACAUCUUCACAUUCAAAGGCAGGUAAAAGGUUUGGCUGGAAAUGGUAUUGACUUGGUUCCACGUACCAACUAUGAUGUUUCUACUCCAGCGGAAGCACCCUUCUAUUCUGAAAAGGUCACCAUGCAUCCAGAAAAUGCAGGAUGGGCAUCUGGGCUGCAGGAACACAGAGGCCAAAUUCUAGGCAUGCCUCAUGCCUUCUCCGAUCCUUUGCUAAACAAUCGCAAUGACUUACCUGCAUCGAAUUUGUCAUUACCUGCUGGUUCCUACAUGACCCAAUCAUUUUCCCAGAAAAUAUGUCAAACUAAUGAGUUGGAGAGAGCAAUAAGUAGGACUGGGCCAGCUUUUGAAUGUGUUAAAGCCCCUGACAUUGCCUGUACAGAUGAAUCAAAUUACCUUGUUUCUAAUCAUUUUGACCAACAGUAUAAUCAAGGAAUUAUUGGCCCAGCCAGUUCACAACCACCAGUAUAUUACCAAGAUGAAAGUUUGUCUACUAAUGUGACACAAAAAUGUCAUGGUGGUGAUCCUGUAGUGCAACGGCAGGAUAAUUUUUUUCAUCAGGAUAAAAGCGCAGGUCCCAAUGUUGCUCCCUGGGGCAAUUUUGUUGAUACAGGGUUAAUUUACAACGCACAUGGUGCAAAGUUGUCCUCAGAUGAGUUAGAUGCUCUAGAAAGUUCAGUUCCAAAGCCGAUGCAUGCUACUGAUCAUUCCCUUUCAUAUCUCCUUAAUGUAUCCCAAGGAGACAAUUCAGAAAGUGGAUCGCAUGUAGAGAAACUGAAUUCAGGGCCUGUUACUAAAGAUUAUGGAACUACUGGUUAUGUGCAUGGAACUGAUAAAGUUGCUCCAGAGCCUCACAUUUUGUUGCCUAUAAAGUCUUCUGAAGCUUUUGUCACACAAAGAUCAAUGGGCAAUGGAGAACCUGGUGUAUAUCAGAAUGAUAAUUUGCGCAAGUCAUCAGUGCAUAGCCCUGGCUUGGCUACCUCUCUACAUACUGGGCUGAUUGAUACUGAUCUGAAUAUGAACUUGCACGGUAAUGGUGGCCUCUCUCUGUCUUCGCUUCAUAUUCCAGUUGUGGAUGGUGUUUCUAGGAGAGAGGAUCCCCUUCGUGAUUGGGGCAAUAUCUCCUGCAGUAAAGGAAUAAUUGGAUUUGACCAUACCACCACCAAUAAUGAACACAUAAAGCUAGCACACAGGCUGCACGAUAAUGUUCAAAUGAAUGUACCUGUCAUAGUUGAGGACGUGACUGAUAAUGUGCCUUCAGGCAUUCCAUCAUCGAGACCAGUUGUUCCUCAGGUUGUAAUGGCAGCUGAAGAACAGCAAGAGGUGAUUCUUUCAUCACAGAAGGAUGAUGAUACUAGGAGUGACGGGCCAGAGUUAGCUAAUGAGGAUCAUGAUGAUGGCGUUGCUGAUGGGUCCAUUAGUGAUGCUGUAGUUGCUGAACUUGAAGCCAGCAUGCAUGGAUUACAGAUCAUAAAAAAUGGUGACCUCGAGGAGCUACGUGAACUGGGAUCUGGGACAUUUGGAACUGUAUACUAUGGAAAGUGGCGAGGAACUGAUGUUGCUAUCAAGCGCAUUAAAAAAAGUUGUUUUGCUGGAAGAUCAUCUGAACAAGAGAAACUUACCAAUGACUUUUGGAGGGAAGCAAAGAUUCUUUCAAAGUUACAUCAUCCAAAUGUUGUCGCUUUCUAUGGUGUGGUUCCUGAUGGAACUGGAGGAACACUGGCAACCGUGACUGAAUUCAUGGUGAAUGGCUCACUGAGAAAUGUUCUUUUAAGGAAAGACAGAAUGCUUGAUCGUCGGAGAAAACUUACCAUUGCUAUGGAUGCGGCGUUUGGGAUGGAAUACUUGCACUCCAAAAGCAUAGUGCAUUUUGAUUUGAAAUGCGACAAUUUACUUGUUAAUUUGAGAGAUCCUCAGAGGCCAAUUUGCAAGGUUGGAGACUUUGGGUUGUCAAGAAUCAAGCGCAACACUUUGGUUUCUGGUGGUGUUCGCGGCACUCUUCCAUGGAUGGCACCAGAGCUACUGAAUGGUAGCAGCAGCAAAGUCUCUGAGAAGGUGGAUGUAUUCUCUUUUGGGAUAGUUUUGUGGGAGAUCUUGACUGGUGAGGAACCGUAUGCAAAUAUGCAUUGUGGCGCUAUCAUAGGCGGUAUUGUCAGUAACACUCUCCGGCCUCCAAUCCCUGAAAAGUGUGACCCUGAUUGGCGAAAGCUGAUGGAGCAAUGUUGGUCGGCCAACCCUGAUGCUCGCCCCUCAUUCACCGAGGUCACUGACAGGUUACGAGCCAUGCCACCAGUGCUUCAGUCAAGAGGACAGGCUCCAGCGAACAGAUAAAAGUGUUAUAACAUCAGCCAGCAGAUUAUUUAACUGCAGUGGGCUGGAUGAACAAUCAGAUUCUGCACUGACCCGCGAGGCUCUUAUGUGUGCAUAGAGUAUAUAUAUAUACAUGUACUUACUAUUGGUCAUGGUGUGUAUUCUAUCCUGACGUAAAUAUGCUUUUUGACCCCAUGUUGAGGGUUUCUGAUGUAAUUACAUGUAUCUGAGUGAAAAAAGUAGCGCAGGCGGGUUGUGGUGGCCUCUCGUUAACAAUUUUGUGUGUAUAGGUUGUGAGGGUCUACCAGAUAGAUGUGUGGACUACUCAAGCUUUUUGGGGGCCAUGGGUUGUAAAAAUAUGAGCUUGAAACUUGUAAUUAUGUGUAACAGAUGGAUUGUUGACUUAUACUGGUUGGCAUGCCACCUUUGGAACUUUGAAAUUGAGAAAUAUACAUGGAACGUUUUGCUGAACA